CACAGUUAAAACGGUGUUGUGCCAGUUUUGCACAUUUCUACAAAAGUUAACUCCUUACAGAGCCUCCAAACCAAGUACGUCUGUAUUAAUUUAAUGUGUUUUUCUCUCAAUUUUAAACCUCGUUUAUGUUGGACCCAGGUUGGAGCCCAGCUUUCCUACAGUCUGAGACUGAUUUCAUACAGAAACCAGAUGUUCCCGYGUUUGGCAGUGGCGCUAUAUAAUUGCUUUGGUGACUUUAAUCUGUCGUGGAGCAGAGCCUGCUGAUGAGAUGGGAUUAAAUGAGUGUCAUGGAUUUAAGGGAAAACCCCUCACAUACUGCAGGAGAAACAUCAAGAUUGCAGAGUGUUGGGUUACGGAGAAUAAAUGGGCAGGACCUCAGGGUCAUAACUGUUCCCUGUCAUUAUGUUGACUCAAUGAAUGGAAACAAUCCGGUUGGAAAUAAUCCAGAAAAUCUUUGCAUGGAUGAUCAGUAUUAUGAAAUCCUCACAGGAUGCUGUGUGGCGCUUUCUGAUCUCUGAGAUCCUGAGGGAGAGGAAAAUAAAGAUCAAUGGGAAAAGAGUGGUAAAUAAAAUCAGAGGGAAAUAGGUUCAGUGGGACACAAUGAGGAGAAUUCAUAUAAAAUAUGUUCUGUGCACCCUGCUCAUGCUGGGGCUACUCUGUCUGAUGUUGUAUGCCCAUCAAGGCUUCACUUCCACCUGGGACACCUGGCACUUAAAGCAGGGCUGUACAAGCUCCCGCGCUCUUUUAGGGCCCCCACCAGAGAGCCAUGUAACUAAACGGGUCCCUUCUACGCCCCCAGACAAGACAAAGUGCCAGUCUGCGCAUCAGUCCCAUUUUAAGUCUCAGACACAUCCCAAGUCCAAACUUCAGUCUAAAUCCAAACCUCAGGCCAAGACCAAAUCUAAGUCAAAGAAAGAUGAGGGGACAAAGGCUGUUCCGGUUUUACCCACACGACCACCUUUUGACUUUGAGGGUUACCUGAAGGAUAAGGACAACCGGGACUUCAUACUGCUGAUGGACCAGCUAGGGAAGUGCUCAGGCGAGCCCUACAUGCUCAUUGCUAUCAAGUCAGUAGUGGCAGACUUUGAAAGGAGGCAGGUAGUGCGGCGCACCUGGGGAAGAGAGGGUGUGUUCCAGGAUGGGCAGACAGUAAAGACUGUAUUCCUCCUUGGUGUACCCAGGAACAAGACCGCCCUGCCUUUAUGGGACCGGCUCCUUGCCUACGAGAGCCACAGCUUUGGGGACAUUCUCCUCUGGGACUUUGAUGACACAUUUUUCAACUUGACACUUAAAGAGACCCACUUCCUCCAGUGGGUGAAUGACAGCUGCUCCAAUGUCCAGUUCAUCUUCAAAGGUGACGCUGAUGUCUAUGUGAAUAUAGAGAACAUUCUGGAGAUGGUGAAGGGUCAGAAGCCUGAUAAGGACCUCUUUGUGGGUGACAUCAUCCACCAUGCCCACCCCAUCCGCCGGCGUAGCAGCAAGUACUUUGUGCCUGAGUUUGUGUACGGCCAGACUAUGUAUCCGUCAUAUGCUGGAGGGGGAGGCUUUGUGAUGUCCGGUCACACCGCCAGGCGGCUGAGUGAAGCUUGUCAGCAGGUAGAACUAUUCCCUAUCGACGAUGUGUUCUUAGGCAUGUGCUUACAGAGAAUUGGAGUGAAACCGUCACACCAUGAGGGUUUUCGUACAUUUGGCAUUGUGCGCCCCUCUGCUGCUCCCCACCUCCAGGUGUUUGACCCUUGUUUCUACAGGGAGUUGAUGGUGGUACACAGCCUGACAGUGCCACAGAUCUGGCUCAUGUGGAACUUGCUGCAUGACCCCCAACUGAGCUGUCACAGUGAACUGGCCCCCACCCUGUGGCCCUUCAAGUGGAGGGGCAAGGUACUCGGAACAACAGGACAGAAGGACUCAGAGACUACAGUGGAACAGGACUAUGAUGUUAAAGUGUUUGUAAAGCAUUGAGGGGUUUGGUUUAUGUUGAUCAGAGGGACUACACUGUGAAAGCCAUUGGGAUAUGGAAGCUGUGAUUGAAUGUUUGCUAGUUUAUUUUGAGGCAAUACAGUGGUUUUUGCUUAAAAGUUUACAGCCAUUGUAAAUGUACCCRUUUUCUAAGAAAAAAAUCCUGUCAUCUUUUUCAUUAACAUCCUGGAUGUAAAACCAGUCUGUAUACUGGUGGUAAUGUUUAAAAUAUCCCUGCUCCAUUUAGGUACAGUAUGACUGAAUCCAUCUUUUUAUUUUAUUGCACAGAGCCUCAAUAAGGUCAAUAUUGACUGAAGCAUGUGCCAGGUUGAUUUUGUGAAAUUGAAUGUACACUACAGUGUUGUCAAUUAUGAAUCUUUGUGUGUGAUAACACAUCAUAUUACACCUGUACGUAGACUUGAAAGGGAAGUUAGGGGAGGCAAAGCUCAAUGCAUCAACUGUAUAGGACACAUCACUGCACUCUAUACUCCUCUGUAAACUGGUCAUCUCCGUACAUCUGUCGCAAGACCCACUGG
Salvelinus sp. IW2-2015 is the source of this 2492-nucleotide messenger RNA. Its product is annotated as UDP-GlcNAc:betaGal beta-1,3-N-acetylglucosaminyltransferase 9. NCBI's taxonomy places the organism in Eukaryota, Metazoa, Chordata, Actinopteri, Salmoniformes, Salmonidae. Gene Ontology annotation, cellular component: Golgi membrane. Gene Ontology annotation, molecular function: hexosyltransferase activity; UDP-glycosyltransferase activity. The record is from RefSeq and is a predicted model, not a curated record.